Messenger RNA from Pecten maximus, 636 nucleotides. RefSeq lists its product as uncharacterized. The transcript has 4 exons. Bases 13 to 636 code for a protein of 207 amino acids. The record is from RefSeq and is a predicted model, not a curated record. Lineage: Eukaryota; Metazoa; Mollusca; Bivalvia; Pectinida; Pectinidae.
AACGGUGUAUUCAUGGGCGAGGCAGACGAGCACGAGCAAGCCUUAAUGAGGGACCAAGGAAAGACUGAUUGGAGGAACUUUGUGAUUUCUAGAGGAAGGGAACUGAAACCAGGAGGUAUUUUGAUUACGGUUAACGGAUCUGCAGUCAAGGGUUGUACAAGCGCUAUGUACCUUGAUAAGGGACUCCAUCAUCUUGGAAGUUUUGUGUCUGAUAUGGCACGAGAUGGCGUGAUCACACAGGAUGAAUUUAUCGCAACCAACUUGCCACUACACCAUAUACGAACUGAAGGUGAUUUUGAAGAACCUUUCACCAGUGAAAUACCGGAAGUAGCUGAACUUGGACUGGAAUUGGUGUCAAUGAAAUCCAUGAAAAACUAUCUGAAACACCCACUUUAUGAUAAUGUGUGGAAAGAUGAUGCAGAAAAGAUGGAAUAUUCCAAGAGAAUAGUCGCUAUGGUAUAUCCAUGGAUGCAUCACGUGCUUCAUGGGGGAUUGAGUGAAUCCAGGACGGAGGCAGAAAAAGAAGUCAUUAUCGAACAAUAUUUUAAAAGAGUACAGGAAUACGCUUUUGCUUAUUCUGAGCAUAAGCCGUACAUAUCCGUGACAGAAGUUGUCAUCCAAAAACGUCCAAAGUAA